AUGUUCGGCAUCCGUACUCCCGCUAAAAGGAUCGAGAGCAGCGCCAAAGACAUGAGCCCUCAGGGCUCUCCAACUAAGACAGAGAAGGCAGGACCUUCUCCAAAAAAUCAGAGGACGCUGGCCUCUAGCGUGAGGAGAAGCAUAGGAGAAUGGGAGACAGGGAAAUUAGACAUAGAAGCCGGAACACAUAGCCCUCCAAAAAAGGUAAUUCCGACUGCUCGCCAAAGACAAAAAACUAUGCCGUCACAUGAAACAAAGGGAACAACUCGCAAAGCAUUAGAGGAGGCAAAAGAGGGCUCGCCGAAGACUGAGACUGCAAAAUAUGCGGAUCGUCUGACCGAGGCCCGUGCCUGCCUUCAUAAAGCAAAACUGCACUUAAACAACUCACGAAAUCUGAGGACAGACAUUAAAACUGAAGUAACACAGGCUAUAGAAAGACUAUACCAGCUAGUCAAAGAGGCAGAGACAGGAAAGAGCACAGGAAAAGAGAGAGAUUUAAUGGAGCAGGAGAAACGCGAGGAAAGACUCGAAGAUGAAUAUGAAAGAAAAAAAUCAGAAGAACAUAUUAAACUAAUGAAGAAGCUAGAAGAACACGGAAAACUUCUGGAAGAAAAUAACAAAGAGAUUGAAAAAUUAAGGGUUGAAAUGAAAAAACACGAAAAUAAGGAAGAAAGGGUAACAUACGCGAGUAUACUGGCUGGGAAAUCGAAUAGACUAUCCUCGGAAAAUAUGGCCAUGCACUCGGUGGCUAUUACAUCAACCGACGAAAAGGAGACCGGAGAUCAGGUGAUCGAUAGAAUAAGAAAGGCAAUAAAUGCAAAAGAAGAAGGACUCAAAAUAGAUAAAAUCAGGAAGGCAAGGGACAGAAAAGUAAUUGUGGGAUGUUGCACUCAAGAAGAGAUAAACAGAGUUAAGGAAAGAAUAAAAAAUGCAAGUGAACACCUAAAUGUAGACGAUAUAAAAAACAAAGACCCACUAGUAAUUCUUAAAGAUGUGCUGCAAUAUAAUUCAGAUGAGGAGAUAGUGAAGGCGAUAAGAGUCCAAAAUACGCAACUCUUCAAAGAACUACAAGACGAAGAGGACAGAAUUGAGAUAAAAUAUAAAAAGAAGACCAGAAAUCCGCACACCUCCCAUAUUGUGAUGAGAGUUUCGCCUCAGCUAUGGAACCGUCUCACAGAAGCUGGAGUGAUCCAUGUGGACCUCCAACGAGUGAGGGUAGCAGACCAAUCCCCACUCGUCCAAUGUUCACGAUGCUUAGGAUACGGACACAGCAAGCGCCUAUGCAAUGAAACGACAGAGGUCUGCAGCCACUGUGGAGGCCCACACCUCAGAACAGAAUGUGCCGACUGGCUCUCCGGUGAAUUACCAUCAUGUAGGAACUGCUUAAGGGCAAAAAUGGACAGGAAAGACCAUAACGCGUUCAGUUCAGAUUGCCCAGCAAACCUUCAGCGAAGCGAAUUAGCUACCGCCGAAUUGAUCAUCGAGGCAACUUUGAAAAAGAUAUCCUUCGCCUUGGUCCAGGAACCCUACAUCGGUCGAAUUGGGGAGAUGAAAAGCUAUCCAGGGACACGAAUAAUACAAUGUUACAGAGAACCCAACACCGAAAAGGUCAUCAAAGCAGCCAUUGUAUUGUUCGACGACACCAUUAACAUAACCCAGUGUCCCGGGUUAACAACGGAAAACAUUGCAGUCGCCAGGUUAAGGACUGGGACCUGGGAGAUGGGAGUGGUGUCUGUCUAUCUGGAAAGCGAUAAGCCAAUCGACCCAUACCUGGACACGAUCGAAAAGGCCGUGGAAGCUUUGGGGACUGGAAGCGUGAUAGUCGGUGGUGACGUGAACGCAUGGAACACCUGGUGGGGAAGCCGGGAGGCGGACGUCAGGGGAAUAGACGUGGCUGCUAAACUCGACGAAUUGGAGCUCCAUAUACUAAAUGAGGGAACUGAACCCACUUUUGAUACCAUCAGAGGUGGAAAAAGGUUUUCUAGCUGCGUAGACAUAACAACUUGCUCGACGAGCCUGCUUGGAAGGGUUGAAAACUGGAGGCUAUCCGAAGAAAUAACUAGUUCGGACCACAGGGCAAUCCUAUUCGACAUAAAUUUAGAAAAAUCCGUUGGCAUAGACAUAGAAAGAAAAACAAGAAAAUACAAUACAAAAAAGGCAAACUGGAGCGAGUUUCGUGAGAAACUUCUCCAGAUUUGGAGCAAUAAACAAAUUAAUAAAAUAGAAAUAGAUAAAAUAGAGAUGAGAGAAGAAUUAGAGAUAAAAAUAGCAGAAGUUACAAAAACAAUAACCGAACUUUGCGACAAUACUUUACCCAAAUUAAAACACAAGAAGCGUAUGGGAUUGCCCUGGUGGACCGACGAGUUAACACAGCGCAAAAAAGAAGUCUCCAGACUGAAGCGUCGAAUCUCAUACGCAGCACCAAUUCGUCGAGAGUGGGUCGUUGAACAAUAUCUCAAUGCAAAAGAAGGGUACCAGCAGGAAGUUAAAAGAGCUCAAACUUCCAGCUGGAAGGACUUCUGUAGCAAACAAGAUAGAGAGUCAAUGUGGGACGGGAUCUAUAGGGUGAUAGGCCGUACAACACAGAGACAGGAGGAUACUCCCCUUGUCCUGAACGGGAAAACUAUGGGGAAUGAAGAAUCAGCCAAGACCCUGGCAGAAAUAUUUUAUCCGGAAGACGACACCCAGGAGGACGAUGCUGGACACAGGCUGAUAAGAGAGACAGCGAGAGUUGUAAAUGAAGUAUCACAUGAUGACUCAUGUGACCCACCUUUUACUAUGGAGGAGCUGAUGUGGUCUGUGUCUAGUUUCAACCCCAAAAAGGCACCAGGGAAUGACGGCCUUACGGCCGACAUUUGUGAAGCAGCUAUAGCCUCGGACCCGAAACUGUUUUUGGCGAUUGCCAAUAAAUGCCUGAGUCUGGCGUACUUUCCAAAAAAAUGGAAAGAGGCGGUAGUAGUGGUGCUGCGAAAGCCUGGAAAAGAGAGCUACACACAUCCCAAAUCUUAUAGACCCAUUGGGCUGCUACCUGUACUUGGGAAAAUCUAUGAAAAGAUGCUAAUUCAAAGAAUUAAAUGGCAUAUUGUGCCUAAAAUUAGCCCGACACAAUAUGGAUUUAUGCCACAGCGUAGCACCGAAGACUCCCUCUAUGACAUGGUGCAGCACAUAAAAGCUAAGCUGAAGAAUAAAAAGCUAAUUGUAUUAAUAUCUUUGGACAUAGAGGGAGCCUUCGACAACGCAUGGUGGCCGGCAAUAAGAUGUAGAUUAGCAGAGUCUGGGUGCCCGAUAAAUUUAAGGCGCCUCACAGACAAUUAUUUUGAGGACAGAGCAGUACGCGUUAGGUACGCAGGAGCAGAAUGGGUGAAAACGACUGCGAAGGGAUGUGUGCAAGGCUCCAUAGGGGGUCCCAUAUUUUGGAAUUUGUUACUCGACCCACUAUUGAAGGAACUAAGCGAAAAAGGGGAACACUGCCAGGCUUUCGCAGACGAUGUGGUCCUGAUCUUCUCCGGGGAUAGGGCAUUGGAAGUCCAAGACCGGGCCAAUGCGGCCCUCGCAUAUGUUCAGAAGUGGGGAGUCAGAAACAAGCUUAGAUUUGCACCACAUAAAACUAAAGCCAUGGUGAUUACAAACAAGAUAAAGUAUGACUCACCACUUCUGAAAAUGGGUGGGAAGAACAUUGCAUUGUCAAGAGAAAUAAAAAUACUUGGACUCACAAUAGAUGACAAAUUGACCUUCAACACACAUAUUAAAAAUGUGUGCUGUAAGGUACAAAGACUCUACAGCCAACUAAUAAGAGCCGCUAAGAUCAAUUGGGGCCUGAACCCGGGGAUCAUUAGGACCAUUUACGUUGCAGUAACGGAGCCGAUAAUCAUGUAUGCGGCAAGCGUGUGGGCACCGUCAACAUAUAAAUUAAAAGUUAAAAAGCAGCUCGACAUGGCACAACGCGGGUUUGUUCAAAAAAUAAUUAAGUCAUACAAAACCGUAUCUCUACACUCGGCCUUACUACUCGCUGGGUUGCUUCCUUUGGACCUAAGGGUUCAAGAAGCGGCCUCACUUUAUGAAAUAAAGAAAGGUUUCUCCCAGCGGGUGGUGGGGGACCGAGAUGUGGAACGGAAAUUAGAGUACUCCAAGACACCUCACCCCGCAAAUCAAACUGGGCUGCAGUUCAAGUGCCUGGGGGACAGUGCGGAAGUUGACCAACAUGACAAUAAAUGUAUAAAAAUAUAUACAGAUGGUAGUAAGAUCGAGGGGAAAGUCGGCGCUGCGUUAUCUGUAUGGAGACACGCAGUGGAGAUAAGUACCCGAAAACUAAAGUUGGAAGAUUUCUGCACUGUCUACCAGGCGGAGCUGCUGGCCAUCUUCGAGGCAACAAAUUACGCGCUUAGAGACUCGGCAAUGUACUGCAACAUAUACAGCGAUUCGAGGUCUGCACUGCAGACAGUUGUCCAGAACGUUACCUUCCACCCCUUAGCCGCAAAUAUUAGAAAAAACAUUUCAAAAAUUCAAAAACAAGGAAAAUUAAUUAAACUGCUCUGGGUUAAAGCACACGCGGGGUUGGAGGGGAAUGAGAGGGCAGACGAACUAGCAAAGGAAGCCGCCUUAAAACUAAAAAGAAAACCUAACUACGAUAAGUGUCCGAUUUCAUUCGUCAAACGACAGAUUCGUCUUGACUCACUUGACGAAUGGAAUCGACGCUACAUAGAAGGCGAAACGGCCUCUGUAACUAAAAUAUACUUCCCCAAUGCAAUAAGUGCCUACCCUAUAAUAAGGAAACUAAAUAUGGACCCGUUAAUGGUGCAAAUGAUGACCGGACAUGGCGGGUUCUCGGAAUACUUGCAUCGGUUCAAAUGCAAGGAGAGCCCAUCAUGUGCCUGUGAUCCAAUGAUGGAAGAAAGCGUAUUGCACAUCAUAACAGAAUGUCCCAUCUAUAGCAAAGAAAGAAAUAAUGUAGAAAUAGAAUUAGAAACUAAAAUAGGAAAAGAUAGUAUAUGUAAAAUAAUAGGAAGUAAAUGUACUAGAAUAAGGUUCUUAAACUACUGUAAGCUUAUAGCAAAUAAGGUAGUAAAUAAAAACAAAUAA
This is a messenger RNA of Parnassius mnemosyne (clouded apollo), 5079 nucleotides long. Lineage: Eukaryota; Metazoa; Arthropoda; Insecta; Lepidoptera; Papilionidae. The record is from the annotation of a GenBank genome assembly.